AUGGAAAAUUUGGUACUAACCAUACGGGAACUGUCUGAAUCGUCAAGGCAACAAGAUCUCAUUAAUGCUAGCCAUAAAAUUCGUAGGUCUGCACAACCAAAUGUACAAAGUGUAAACAGUACGACUGUAACUAGAUAUAUCAACGAACUGAUCACUCAAAAAGACACAAGUGAAUUAAACGCAAGAAAAGAAAGUGUUAAUAGUGCAUCUAUGGAUAAAAAUAUGAACAAACUAUCCACACAAAAAUAUACAAGUGGAUUAAACGGAGAAAAACACAAGAUAGUCAUGGGAGAGGAAUUACGGAAAUUAUGAGAAGAAAUCACCCAGACCUUAAUCUAACAGGCAUAAUCAAACCAGGCGCGCCAUUACGCGAGAUUCUGAAAAACAGUGACAACAUAUUAACGACCGGUAACAGCUGCAUCAUAAUAGGAGGCGCAAAUGAUGUUUACUGUAAUGAAACUUGGCGUGCAACGAGAAUCCUAAAGGAAACUGUCAAAAGGAUGCCUCGAGUGCAUUUCUACAUUGUUAGUAUCCCCAGGAGACACGAUCUGAUGGAAAACUCGUGCGUAAACAUCGAGAUUGUUACAGCAAA
This is a messenger RNA of Schistocerca nitens (vagrant locust), 592 nucleotides long. RefSeq lists its product as uncharacterized. NCBI's taxonomy places the organism in Eukaryota, Metazoa, Arthropoda, Insecta, Orthoptera, Acrididae. The record is from RefSeq and is a predicted model, not a curated record. The coding region runs from base 1 to 312 and encodes 103 amino acids. The transcript has 2 exons.